This is a messenger RNA of Miscanthus lutarioriparius, 3549 nucleotides long. The record is from the annotation of a GenBank genome assembly. Lineage: Eukaryota; Viridiplantae; Streptophyta; Magnoliopsida; Poales; Poaceae.
AUGGCCGAGGACCACGGGUCGUCGCGGCACAUGUCGGCGUCGCAGAAGGAGCUGGGCGACGAGGACGCCCGCGUGGUGCGCGUGGGCGACGCCGCGCGCACCAACGAGCGCCUCGACCUCGCGGGCAACGCCGUGCGCACCGCCAAGUACUCGCCGCUCACCUUCCUGCCGCGGAACCUCUUCGAGCAGUUCCACCGCCUCGCCUACGUCUACUUCCUCGCCAUCGCCGUGCUCAACCAGCUGCCCCAGCUCGCCGUAUUCGGCCGGGGCGCCUCCGUCAUGCCGCUCGCCUUCGUCCUCCUCGUCACCGCCGUCAAGGACGCGUACGAGGACUGGCGACGCCACCGCUCCGACCGCGCCGAGAACGGACGCCUCGCCGCGGUCCUCUCCCCCGGGGGCGGUGGCGCCCAGUUCGUCCCGACCGAGUGGAAGCACGUCCGAGUCGGCGACGUCGUGCGCGUCGUGUCCGACGAGUCGCUCCCGGCGGACAUGGUCCUCCUCGCCACCAGCGAACCCACCGGCGUCGCCUACGUGCAGACGCUAAACCUUGACGGUGAGUCCAACCUCAAGACGCGCUACGCCAAGCAAGAGACGCUGUCCACGCCGCCCGAGCGCCUCGCCGGGGCCGUCAUCCGCAGCGAGCGCCCCAACCGCAACAUCUACGGCUUCCAGGCCAACCUCGAUCUCGAAGGGGAGACCCGCCGGAUACCGCUCGGCCCGUCCAACAUCGUGCUGCGCGGCUGCGAGCUCAAGAACACGGCCUGGGCAGUCGGCGUGGUGGUGUACGCGGGGCGGGAGACCAAGGCCAUGCUCAACAACGCCGGCGCGCCCAAGAAGCGCAGCCGCCUGGAGACGCACAUGAACCGCGAGACGCUUUUCCUCUCUGCCAUCCUCGUCGUGCUCUGCUCCAUCGUCGCCGCGCUCUCUGGCGUCUGGCUGCACACCCACGAGGAGGGGCUCGAGCUCGCGCAGUUCUUUCACAAGAAGGACUACCUGCGCCGCGACAAGGACAAUGACUACCGGAACUACAAUUACUACGGCAUCGCGGCCCAAAUCGUGUUCAUCUACCUCAUGGCGGUCAUCGUGUUCCAGAUCAUGAUACCCAUCUCGCUCUACAUCUCCAUGGAGCUCGUCAGGCUGGGGCAGGCCUACUUCAUGAUCCGGGACACGAGGCUGUACGACGAGUCCUCCAAUUCGAGGUUCCAGUGCCGGGCUCUCAACAUCAACGAGGACCUAGGCCAGAUUAAGUGCAUAUUCUCCGAUAAGACCGGCACGCUCACGCAGAAUAAGAUGGAGUUCCGGUGCGCGAGCGUUGACGGUAUCGAUUACAGUGACAUCGCACGGCAGCGGCCUCCUGAGGGUGAUCGGAUUUGGGUGCCAAAAAUAUCGGUGAACACCGAUCCGGAGCUGGUGAAGUUGAUCAGGGAUGGGGCUGAUACCGAGCAAGGGACGCAGACUCGAGAGUUCUUUGUCGCCCUGGCAACGUGCAACACCAUUGUUCCCAUGAUCGCUGAUGGUCCGGACCCUAAGAAGAAGGUGAUUGAUUACCAAGGCGAGUCACCAGAUGAGCAGGCAUUGGUCUCUGCCGCCGCGGCAUAUGGCUUUGUGCUAGUCGAACGAACAUCGGGCCACAUUGUUAUCGACGUCCUUGGUGAGAAGCUGAGAUAUGAUGUCCUUGGUCUUCACGAGUUUGACAGUGAUCGCAAGAGGAUGUCUGUUAUAAUUGGCUGCCCUGAUAAGUCUGUCAAGCUGUUUGUUAAAGGCGCAGAUAGUUUGAUGUUUGGAGUCAUUGACAAAACUGUGAAUUCAGAUGUUGUCCAAUCAACAGAGAAGCAUCUCCAUUCAUAUUCGUCAUUAGGUCUGCGAACACUUGUCAUUGGUAUGCGGGAACUUAGCCAAGAAGAGUUUCAGGAGUGGCAAAUGGCUUAUGAAAAGGCUAGCACCGCACUGCUAGGAAGAGGAAACCAACUCCGCAAUGUGGCUGCCAGCAUCGAGACGAACUUGCGUCUAUUAGGUGCCACUGGAAUUGAUGACAAGCUGCAGGAUGGAGUACCUGAAGCAAUUGAGAAACUAAGGGAAGCAGGGAUUAAGGUUUGGGUGUUAACAGGUGACAAGCAAGAAACUGCCAUUUCCAUCGGCUAUUCCUGCAAGCUUUUGACAAGGGACAUGACACAGAUUGUAAUUAACAGUCGCUCAAGAGACUCAUGCAGGAAGAGUCUAGAAGAUGCAAUCGCCAUGGUUAACAAAUACCAAUCAUUCUCGACAGACCCCCAACUUAGGGUGCCCCUUGCUUUGAUUAUUGAUGGUAAUAGCCUUGUCUACAUUUUCGAUACGGAUUGGGAAGAGAAGCUUUUUGAAAUCGCUAUAGCUUGCGACGUCGUCCUAUGCUGUCGUGUAGCUCCACUUCAGAAGGCUGGUAUUGUUGAUCUCAUAAAGAAGCGAACAAGUGACAUGACUCUAGCUAUUGGAGAUGGUGCAAAUGAUGUAUCCAUGAUUCAAAUGGCUGACGUUGGCAUUGGCAUCAGUGGGCAAGAGGGAAGGCAAGCUGUAAUGGCCUCAGAUUUUGCCAUGGGGCAAUUCAGAUUUUUGGUUCCUCUAUUGUUGGUUCAUGGCCAUUGGAACUACCAGAGGAUGGCCUACAUGAUCCUAUAUAACUUCUACAGAAAUGCUACUUUUGUCUUUGUGCUAUUCUGGUAUGUACUUUACACUGGUUUCACCCUGACAACAGCAAUAACUGAGUGGAGCAGCGUGCUAUACUCCGUGAUAUAUACUGCUGUCCCUACUAUUGUUGUUGCCAUUCUCGAUAAGGAUCUCAGCCGCCGGACAUUGCUGAAGUAUCCCCAACUCUAUGGCCCAGGGCAGCGUGAGGAGAAUUACAACCUGAGGCUAUUCAUAUUCAUCAUGAUAGACUCCGUCUGGCAGAGCCUUGCAUGUUUCUUCAUCCCUUACCUUGCAUACAGGAAGAGUGUCAUUGACGGUUCCAGCCUCGGAGACCUAUGGACACUAUCUGUGGUUAUUCUUGUUAACAUUCACCUGGCAAUGGAUGUCAUCAGAUGGAACUGGAUUACACAUGUGGCAAUAUGGGGUAGCAUUGCUGCGACAUGGAUUUGCGUCAUGAUCAUAGAUUCCAUACCAAUCAUGCCUGGUUUCUGGGCAAUCUAUAAGGUGAUGGGAACUGGGUUGUUCUGGGCACUUCUGCUUGCGGUAACCGUUGUUGGGAUGAUUCCUCAUUUUGCCGCAAAGGCCUUCAGUGAGUAUUUCAUCCCCAGUGACAUUCAGAUUGCAAGAGAAAUGGAGAAGUCGCAAGAUUUCCAAGAUGUAACUCAUCCAGAAGUUCAAAUGAGUACAGAUAACAUUACAUGGACCAGGGAAUUUGGGAAAUUCCUUCCCCUGUCGCUGUCACAAGAUGCAGCUGGUCAGCACAACAUCAUUUUGCAUAAUAUCAACUGGGUGAAUGUUGCCAAUGCCAACCAAGGAGGCCUUAAUACCAGAUUCAGUAGGGCUGGCCAACAACGACCGGGUGCGGCCUCUUCUACCCCAGGCCCCUGA